Molecule: messenger RNA, 2349 nt
Organism: Triticum turgidum subsp. durum (durum wheat)
Lineage: Eukaryota; Viridiplantae; Streptophyta; Magnoliopsida; Poales; Poaceae
Source: the annotation of a GenBank genome assembly
AUGGCCCUGCUGGACCACCGGAUAGUCGGCAACCGUGUCGGGCUCACCGUGCUCCGGUCCGCCAUGGUGCUCGACCUGGUGGCGCUCAUGGGGGCCUUCGCCGCAGGGAGCUGCCGCAACGUGCGCUUGUCCGUCUACGUCCCGGCGGCGUUCGCCGUGCUGAUGGCGUACGUCGCAAUCCACCUCCUCGUGGCUGCCUCCCCGCUGAAGAGUGGCCACGCGGGCCAUUCGGACGCGGAGGAGGGCCGCCUUAAAGGACGGUGGAAGCUCCCUCUGCUGCUGGCCACCUUCGUGACGCCACUGACCUACGGCGCGGGUCUGGUGCCUCCAGGCGGGUCCUGGUUCGACUCGGGCAAUUUUCGGGGGCAGGUCGCCGGCGACCCGAUGCUGCAGCGCAUCUACCCCCUCCGCUACUUCUUCUUCUUCUUAUGCAACCCAACGUGCUUCGUGUCGUCCCUCGUCAUCAUUACCCUGCUCUUGAGCAGGUCGCUGAGUGGCCGUGUCGCCCGGUCGUACGCGCUGCAGGUCUGCGUCCUAGCGGAGCUUCUCUGCCUUAUGGGCGCCUACGCUGCUGGGAGCCCCAGGUUUUUAGCGCAGACGGUGCACAUCAUCUUCCUCGCCGGGUUGAUGCUCGUGAUCAUUGCCCUCGUCGGAAAAUUCUCUAUGGACAGAGUCAAGAAAUUGCUGGCACGCCGUGGCAACUUGGAGCAGGAAUCACCGCACGAGGUGGUACAUCCUGGAGUGCCAAACGAAGGCGACGGGAGCGAUGUACACAUCCUGGUAGAGUCACAGUCGCUUCUUCUGCUGCUGGCCACGCUCAUCGCGACGGUGACGUACCAGGAAGGGUUGAAUCCGCCGGGCGGCUAUUGGCGCGAUGAGGACAUCGGGGGUUUUCGUGCGGGGCAUCCGUCACUUCUCGAUGUGUUGCCAAACAGGUACAGUGCCUUCUUCCACUGCAACACGAUGGCGUUUGUGGCAUCGCUGGUGGUGAUCGUCAUCGUUCAGAGCAAACGACUGCUCAUGUCGGGAGCCGCCAUCAGGCUCCAGGUGCUGCAGGUGGCCAUAGUACUGAGCCUAUUUGGCCUCAUGGGCGCAUACACUGCCGGGAGCUGCCGGGACAUCGCCACCACCAUCUAUAUCUCCGCCUUGGCUGUCGCCAACGUGGUGGCGUUCAUCAUACUGGGCAGCGGCAGCAAGCGGUCGCUCUGGGUGGAGGCCACGGUCUACAUGGGUCUAAAGAAGUUGCACCUCUUAGACGAUGAUCAUGAUGACCAAGCCCAAUCCAAGAGAGAGGAGGUGCACAGCCUCAAGAAGAAGCGCAAGUCUUUGCUUCAGCUGGCGAUCCUCGUAGCCACUGCCACGUACCAAACCGGGCUCAACUCCGCGGGUGGGUUCUGGGAGGUGGGCUAUGCCUUCUACUUCAAGAAACACCUCACUGAUACACUCCUCCUUGGCUACGACCCGAGAAGGUACCUAGUGUUCUUCUACUGCAAUGCGGCGGAGUUCAUGGCCUCUGUCGCUGUUAUCCUCCUCCUGGUGAAUCGGCGGCUGCACAAGCAGAGCAUACGGAGUAACGUGCUCCAGGCCUGCAUCAUGAUUGGAUUUAUGGCCCUCAGAACUGCCUACACCGUGGGGAGCACCCACAGAGUGAGCACCUCCAUCUAUGUCUAUGGGCUUGUGGCCGCCGUCAUCGCCUACGUUGCCCUGCAACUUCUACCACUCCUUUUUGCGAGGUGCGUCGGGCGGCCGACCGCGCCACGGCUUCCCGCGUCGCUCCGGAAGCUGUUUGAGCCGCUUUCGGUGAUGCCCGACGCCCACAACACCAACCUAGUACAACAACAAUAUACAGACAAGCACAUAAAGCACAAGUACAUGAUGCUUCUCGCUAUUCUCACCGCUAGCCUGACGUACCAGGCGGGCCUUGUCCCCCCUGGCGGCACCUGGGCCGAAUCUACGGGUUUCCACAUUGCCGGUGACCCGAUCAUGUUCGACGUCCAAUACUCCCGGUACGCGGCCUUCUUCUACUGCAAUGCAACGUCGUUCGCGGCGUCCGUCACACUCAUCGUCCUGCUACUGCAGCGCACGGUGAGCCGGCGUGGCGCGCUGCUCAGGGCGAUGCAGGCUGCCAUGGUGCUGGAUCUCGCUGGCCUGCUGGGCGCUUACGCGGCGGGCACCUGCUGGGUGUGGGAGCAGGUGUUCGCGUACCUGACCGCGCUCGUUGCGGCCGUGGUUGUCUAUGUCACAUUGCACGUGCUGAUGUGGCGUCGAAAACCUGCGGAUCCUGCAGCUCCGCCCACCACCCCUGAUUCUUCACAUCACCCAGUUGGCAGCAUUGUUAACGAGUUGUAG